Molecule: messenger RNA, 1404 nt
Organism: Closterium sp. Naga37s-1
Lineage: Eukaryota; Viridiplantae; Streptophyta; Zygnematophyceae; Desmidiales; Closteriaceae
Source: the annotation of a GenBank genome assembly
AUGGUGAUCGCCGGUGGUUCUGAGCUGUCGCCAGUGCGCACUGCCGCGCCGUUGGCUGUGGUCGGCAUGACCCCGUCGGAGCGCGGAACGGUGACCAUCCCGACGAAGCCCCCUGUACCACCGGCUCCGAGGCCCGCGACAACAGCCGCUGAAAUCCCUCGUCCCCUUGCACCCGCGGAUCCUGUCGCGUCGGUCGUUCCCCCGAAGGGCUCUCCAACGGUGGACGUUCCGGCGGCCCCCCUCGUUGCUCCGCCUACCCCUGUGUGCCUGGGCCCUGACCCCCCUGCUCUGGUGGUUGCUCCGCACCCCCCUGCUCCUGUUGGUGCCGUGUCUGUCCCCGCCGUCCCUGCUCCGCUGCUUGCCGCCGGUGCCCCUGCUGUGCUGAUCCCUGUCGGCGCCCCCGCAGUGCCGAACCCUGCCGUUGGUUCGUCGCCGCGGGCGGUGUCAACCACCACUGGCGGCCCGGGCCUUGGGGAGUCGGGGGGAGCCGCCCCGCCGAUUGUUCCCGCGUUAUCUGCUGUCGUUCCGCAGACUCAGCGCCCGCCGUCUCCUGGCGGCCGGCGGCAUCGGCCGCACUCCCCUGCGCCACGUGACGAGCGGGAGAGGUCGAGGCGGCGACAUGACUCUCCUCGGCGCCAUGGAUCCCAGGCGAACUGGGCUGCAUCUCGUGGCGGACGCGGUGGCUGGUGGGGAGGGCGCGGUCGUGGCGGGGACUGGGCAUAUGAUCGGCCUGUGUCGAUGGCCGAUCUGCAGCGAGUUGUGUCGGCUGCGGUGCGCGAGGAGCGGAAUGGGCACGCGAGCCAAAGCAACUCGCCUCGCGGCCCUCCGUCCCGUGCGUCUCCUCCACCUGUUGCGGCCCCUCCGCCUGCAACUCCUCUUCCUCGGCCGGAUGUUCCCCCUGCCUUCGAUCCCGCUGCAUCUGCCGCCGCUCCUGGGAAUCGCAUGCGGCUGCCGUGGAUUCCCCCUGUGGCAGGUAUUGAAUUUGUGACCGCGGCAGGGGGACCUGUGACGGCACAGUAUCCGUCCCUCCUGCCUGUGGGUCGUGCUCCUCCGGCUGCUGCGCCACUGUUGUGGCGCCUCUCAGAGGGUUUGCGGGCCGUGCAUCUGAUUCAGGUGUAUGGGCAUGCGGCUCUCUCCCAGGGCGUUUCUCUGGAUGGCGGACCUCGGGAUGAGUGCCUGGAUGCCGCAGAUCGGCUUGCCGAGCUCCUGGCGCCCGUGUUGGCCGCGCCCGCGCGGGGUGGAGUUGCGGGCGUUGGACAGCUUGGGACCGCUCUCCGCGGUCUGCGCCGGUUUUUGCGCACAGGGACUCCAAUCGACCUGAUCGGCGCAACCACUGUGGUGGUGCGCGAGCUUCAUCGCUCCCUGACGGGGCUCCUUGCCGUUCUUGACGCGGAUCGGAUGUAG